This is a messenger RNA of Ochotona curzoniae (black-lipped pika), 2697 nucleotides long. It is a transcript of the gene PRRT4, whose product is annotated as proline rich transmembrane protein 4. Bases 1 to 2697 code for a protein of 898 amino acids. The record is from RefSeq and is a predicted model, not a curated record. NCBI's taxonomy places the organism in Eukaryota, Metazoa, Chordata, Mammalia, Lagomorpha, Ochotonidae. The transcript has 4 exons.
AUGGCAGGGCGUGGCUGUCUGGGCCUGGGACUGUUCCACUGGGUCCUGCUUGCCAUGCCCGUGGGCCCCCAGCCCGCUUGCUCAUCUGUGCCUGCGGCUCUUCCCACUACUCUGACCCCACCGCCACAGAGUGAGGCCGCCAUGCUGUCCCUCAACCUGGGACUAAACUUCAAAUUCCAUCUUCGGGGACCUGCUGCUGUCUGGGGCAGUCCGGUCACAGAGAGCCAGCCUCUCUCUCCUGGGCUGGACCAGGAGCCAGGAGAUGAGAUAGCCGGUGGGCAGAGGACUGAUCUGCUUUGGGAUCUGCUGGGGGGCUCCCGUGGGAACUCCCCUUCAGAGUGGGGCUCUGCUGAAGGCAGCUCUACACCCUGGGCCUCCUCUCUGCCUGCGAAAUCCACACCCCCUGUGUCUGGGUCCACGGACCGGCACAUGGCUCCCUACCAGCCCAGGAAGGGCACUGUGACUUGGGACACCGCCCUGACGGCUGUGGCGCCUCCGUCCAGCGCUCCCAGGCCCCACCAGAGUGAGCUGGAGUUGAAGUUCGAUGUGGCGCUGAGAGCAGGGGCGGCCCCCACGCUGGGGCACCGGACGCUGCCUCUACUGCCCAGCCUGCGGGCCAGCUUGGCAGAGAUCGCUGGGCGCCUGGGGCCCUUUGGGUUCUUUGGUACCACAUUGUCUCCGCUCCGGAAUUUCUCUGGCUCCAGCGCUCUGGGGGCCACCACGUCCUCAAGCCCUGCCCCCAGUUCAGGGUUCUUUGGCACCACUCUGACCCCAUCCUCACCGCCUCGGGAGAGGGAGCUCCCGAGCCCAGGCUUGCUGGACAUGGCCACUUCCCUAGCUUCUGCCUCAGUGGCAACCACACCACCAGAUCCCACCGCCCCAACCUCGGUUGCCGCGACCGACGUCUCUGCCAGCAGCCUGGGGAGUGCUUCGCUGCAGCCAGAAUGCGCCCCGGAGUCCUGUGGCCUGGGAAAACUGCCUGACCGCAGCGAGCAGCCCCCUGCCGCCCCGCUGCCUCUCUUCUUGCUGACCCUGGAGGCCAACUGGGCCGAGGCCAGGGCUCGCUGGGGGCUGGCCUGGGAGGCCCACGUGUACGGGGUCGGCGCGCUCUUCGGUCUGGUGGUGGUGCUCGCAUUGCUGGCCCUGGUCCUCCUGCCUUGGCGCUGCCCGCCUGGCGCCCCCUGCCUGGCGCUACUGGACUUGCUGCUGCUCUUGGCCGGGGCGACCCGCGCUUUCCCGCUCUUCUAUGAUGCCUACGGGCACCGCGAGCGGCUACCCGCGCUCGCCUGGCUGCUACUACAGGACCUUCCGCUGCCGUGUCUGGCCGCCGGCUUGGGGCUGGCCUGCCUGCUGCUGGCCCGGCCGCGCCCGCCGCGGUGCCCGGCCGGCCUGGCCGCGCUGCUGCUCCUCGGGCUGGGCUUGGCAGCCGCUGCAGCUCUAGGAAGCGCCGCACACCGCCCGCUGCGGCCUCUGCGCCUCGCCUCUCGAGGGCUGCACGCCUUCCUCGCUGCGUCCUUGUCAGGGCUCCUGCUGGCCCUCUCCUGCUGGCGGGGUAGGCGGCGGAGAGCCGGGGCGCCCCUGGGAGGUUCUGCUUUCAAGGGCGCCACGCCUCUCCCGCAGGUGCGCAGCCCUUUCGCCCCGCGGGAGUCCUGGCGGCGCGCGGCGCGCACAGCCCCAGUGGCCGGCACCUUCGGGUUGCUGAGCGGGGCUCUGCAGGGCUACGAGGUGCUGCACGCCCUGGGCUAUGGCGGCCAGUCGGGCCUGGAGGGGCCCUGGUCUUGGUGGGCCUUCCAGCUAGGCCUGCGCCUGGGCGAGGUGGGCGUUGCGCUCCCGCUGGCGCUGCUGGGUCUCUACCCCGCGCUCUGCAAUCCUCGAGUGCCACCUCGCUGCUGGGCCAAGCUCUUCCGUCUGUCCCCGAGCCACGCGGCUCCUCUGCUGCCCGGAGGUUGGAUCUCGGGACCUCCGGACAAGGAGCCCCUGGGGAGCGCCAUUGCGCGUGGCGAGGCGGAACUGCUGCAGUUGUGCGCCCUGGCGGGGCCAGGCCCUGAUCUCCUACUCCAGGGUGGUGGCGGCGGCGGCUGCCGCGGCUUUGAGGACACCAACCCGGGCCCAUCCCCGGCCUCCUCUCCCUGCAGCGACUCCACCGUAGAUUUCCGCCCGCCGUCCCCCAUCAAUCUGCGACGCAGCAUCGAGGAGGCCCUCUGCGGCGAGGCCCUUCUCGCCCCUAGCCUCUUCCAGGGCCCUGCCCUCGGGGACGCCCUGCCCGGAUUUGGCCUCCAUCGCGCUGCCUCGCUGGGAGCCACGGUCCGGAAGGGGCCUGUCGGCAAGUUGGAGGAGGAUCCCGGCUCCCCGGCCGCCCGGGAGCUCCCCUCCCCCGGCGCCUGGCACCCUGGCAGCAGCUCGUCGGGCUCACUGUGCGGACUCUCGCGGGACAGCUCCUCCGUGCUCCUGUGCUCCUGCCCCGACAAGCCCCCUCGGUGCCCGUUGGCCUGUGUCCUCAGCCCCCCGCGGGCCUCGGGAAGCAGCCCUAGCCUCCCCGCCUCAGGCUCCUACCAGGCGCUGUCCCCACCCUCCUGUAACUCCCCGGAGCCCGCUCCGGAGCUGCCGGCUGAGGAGGCCUUGCUGCAGGAGCAGUUCCUGGAUGCCUGCCGACAGAUCGACGAGCUGAGUCUGGGCAGUGACACCAUAGACCUGUAG